AUGGCCAGUCCUACCGUUCUCACUUUUGACGCUGAGGGCCGUCCGAUCAAGUUUGACGUUUGGCUCGAUGACCUGCACCUUUUCCUCCAGAUCACUGCCAAGGACGAUGUUUCCCUGUUUGACCACACGUCCGGCGUAGCUCCCGCACCUGCUGCUACCGCUGAUAGUACAGCUCGCUCACAGUGGCAGACCCGUGACGCUCACGCUCGCCUAGCCGUUCGCAGCCACCUGCCGUUAGAUGAGCGCGAGCACUUUGGCCAGCAUAAGACCGCUAAGGAGCUGUACGAUGCUGUAGUUGCGCGCUACUCCUCCCCUGCUACUGCUGCGAUAGGCCGUCUCUCGCUGCCCUAUCUCUUCCCCGAUCUGUCCGCCUUUGCCACUGUAGCUGACCUCAUCACUCACCUCCGUACUAGUGAUCUCCGCUACCGUGCCGCGCUUCCUCCUGAUUUCCUCGCCAAGAACCCUCCCCCGAUGUACCUCACACUCUACCACCUAGUCACUCGCCUCCCUGACUCUCUUCGCGCUGUCAGGGACCACUUUCUCGCCCUCUCCCCCGCUGACCUCACUGUCGACCUGCUCGAGAAGGAGCUCCUUGCAGCUGAGACUAGCAUUGUAGCUGUAGGUGCCUCUCGUGGCGACCCUCGCACUCCCUUCUUUGAGGGAUGUUCCCCCUCCCCCCUUCUCCCCUCCAUUGCAUCUGCUGCUGCUGUCGACUACCUCGGUGCUGAGGAGGUCGGGGCUGCGUCUGCUCCUAGUUGGAGGCGCAAGGGCGGCAAGGGCAAAGGGGGCAAGGGUGGCGGAGGUGGAGGCGGGGGCGGCGGUGGUGGAGGGGGUGGAGGAGGAGGGGGUGGUGGCGGUGGUGGGAGUGGUGCUGGUGGUGGGGGGGUCAGUGGCGGAGGCGGGAGUGGUGGCGGCGGCAGUAGUGGGAGUGGUGGGGGUGGUGGUGGUAGUGGUGGCGGCAGUGGAGCUGGUGGCGGGCGCGGUGGAGCGGUGCAGCGUGGAGGGCUCGGUGGUGGCCAGAGGCAGCAGCAGCAGCGUCCCAGCGAGACCCCGUCGCCCCAGCAGCUUCGUGAGUGGUACUCUCAGCGUGGGGGGUCUGGGGGUGGAGGUUCCUGCCCAUACGUUAUCCGCACAGACCCGGGUAUUGGGACCAGUGAGGCUGCCGCUCUAGGUGCUAGUGCGUCUGCUGCUCUAGGUGCUGGUCAGGCUGCUGCUCUAGGUGCUAGUGAGUCUGCUGCUCCAGGUGCUCGUGCGUCUGCGCCUGCUGGUACUGCGUCUACUGAGGCACUGCACACCUUCACACUGGACUUGGGUGCUUCCCGCUGCUUCUUUCGUGACCGCACUGUCCUUGAGCAGCUACCUCGGCCUGUUGCUGUCUCCCUGGCUGACCCCUCCGGGGGCCCUGUCCUUGCGACCUCCUCCACUGUCCUCCCUUGUCCUGCGGUCCCGUCCGGCACCCUUUCACCCCUGCCCAUGAGCGUGUGA
Messenger RNA from Closterium sp. Naga37s-1, 1485 nucleotides. The record is from the annotation of a GenBank genome assembly. NCBI's taxonomy places the organism in Eukaryota, Viridiplantae, Streptophyta, Zygnematophyceae, Desmidiales, Closteriaceae.